This is a messenger RNA of Sinocyclocheilus grahami, 955 nucleotides long. RefSeq names its product interferon regulatory factor 2-like. Gene Ontology annotation, cellular component: nucleus. Bases 7 to 684 code for a protein of 225 amino acids. NCBI's taxonomy places the organism in Eukaryota, Metazoa, Chordata, Actinopteri, Cypriniformes, Cyprinidae. The transcript has 6 exons. The record is from RefSeq and is a predicted model, not a curated record. Gene Ontology annotation, molecular function: RNA polymerase II cis-regulatory region sequence-specific DNA binding; DNA-binding transcription factor activity, RNA polymerase II-specific. Gene Ontology annotation, biological process: regulation of transcription by RNA polymerase II; immune system process.
GCAGAGAUGCAUCAGGGACGCCUGCGACUGCGGCCGUGGCUGGAGGAGCAGAUCGAUUCCGGCAGACACCCUGGAGUCGUGUGGCUGGACCAGUCUGCCAGAGUUUUACAGAUUCCCUGGAAGCAUGCAGCCCGGCACGGCUGGAAUAUCGAGAAGGACGCGACUCUGUUUCGAAACUGGGCGAUCCACACGGGCCGAUACAAACCCGGCGCAGACAAACCCGAUCCCAAGACGUGGAAAGCAAACUUCAGAUGUGCGCUCAACUCCCUGACGGACGUCCACGAGCUCCAGGACAAGAGCAUCAAGAAAGGCCACAACGCGUUCAGAGUUUAUACUCUCCUUCCACACAGCAAAACAGUCAAGAGACACAAAGCUUCGAGGUGUUUGGAGAGCGACAGUGAAGCAGCGACACCUCCGCAAACACAAAGGAACACGCCGCUGGAGAGAUUUACAGAGGCCUUCUGGAAGCUCUCCGAUGACCGAGGCAGGGAAGACAAAUGUGUCGAGGAGCAGAGACCAGACAUCACCUUCUCACAGGGACUGCAGCUGAACAAGACCGACGAGCACGAGCAAACCGAAGCGGUGCUGAAGGUAAGAUCUCUGGUGGACAUGCCGUUCUCAUCCAAACACAGGUUAGGAGUCGACUCGAGGACGCCAGCGAGUAAACACGGCUCACUUGCAUGAAGCGGGAAAACCUAAUAAAGCAUCUUGAGCGGCCUUGCUGUCAGCAGGAGCAGCUGUCUGUUGAACACGCACGCAUGUGAUGCACAAAGUCUCAGCAAUAACGCUGCGCUGCCUCAGAUUACUCCGUUUAUCAAGAUAUUUUCAGCAGAUCGUGAGCGGUUCCACGGGACACUAGAACAGCUCUGGAGCAGGUUUUGUUCAUUAAAUAGUUGCAAAGGCAACUUACCCUGACACUUAAUACUAUAGUAAUUUAUAGUAAAUGCUAGUGUUU